Aplysia californica (California sea hare) is the source of this 2446-nucleotide messenger RNA. Its product is annotated as cactin. Bases 202 to 2343 code for a protein of 713 amino acids. Gene Ontology annotation, biological process: mRNA cis splicing, via spliceosome. Gene Ontology annotation, molecular function: protein binding. The transcript has 19 exons. Gene Ontology annotation, cellular component: cytoplasm; spliceosomal complex. NCBI's taxonomy places the organism in Eukaryota, Metazoa, Mollusca, Gastropoda, Aplysiida, Aplysiidae. The record is from RefSeq and is a predicted model, not a curated record.
UCACUCUGUGAGCGUAAUCGUUCGUUGAUAGUGCGACAAUUUUGCUUUGACUGGGAUAAACAAAGUUCAAUCAUCGUGCUUGUGUUUUGAAUUCGCGUUUUUGAAUCCUCUCUAGAUCUAGAUUUUAGUUCUCGGUUUUGAAAUAUUUAACAAAUAGAGAACACAUAUCGAUACUUAAAUCAGUCAACAUUUGGUUCCAACAUGGGAAAAUCAUCAAAGGAGAAACGCAGACGGCGGGACCGCGACAGCAAACACCGACACAAGACGAAGCACAGAUCAAGGCAUGAUUCUGAUGAUAGUUCAGAGUCCAAUGCUUCAGAUUCAGACUCAAGGUCUCAGUCACGCUCCAGGUCUCCAGUCAGGCACAAGAAACAGAGUAAACAUAGGUCAAGGUCAAGGUCCUCCUCGAGAUCUAGGAGACGAAGUUCACAUGGAGAGAGUGGAGAAUCGAGGAAAGUUCUUACAGCCGAAGAAAAACAGCGGCAAAAAGAGGUUCUAAAGGCCCUGGAAACUCCAGAGGAGAAAAGAGCAAGGCGUCUUGCGAAAAAGGAAGCCAAAGAGCGAAAAAGGAAAGAAGAAAUGGGCUGGGAUAAAGAUUACCUGGGCUACACAAAUGUUGACAACCCUUUUGGAGAUGAGCAUCUCCUGGAUACCUUUGUGUGGACUAAGAAGCUGGAGAAGGAGGGAAAGAAGGAUAUGUCAGCUGAGCAGAUUCAGACGAUGCACAGGUCCAAGAUGGUUCAAAAUAAGGCUGAACUUGAGAAAGUGAAAAAGAGACGAUUGGAACGAGAGAAGGAAUGGGAAGAAAGAGAAAAAGAGAGGGAAAUGUUGCAGAGAGAGAAAGAGGCUGAUUACUUCAAAGAAUGGGAGAAACAAGAGGAUGGUUUUCAUUUGAACCAAGCAAAACUGAGGUCAGAGAUUCGAAUAAAGGAUGGCAGAGCCAAGCCUAUAGACUUGUUGGCCAAGUACAUCAGUGCAGAGGAUGAUGAACUUGCUGUAGAAAUGCAUGAGCCGUACACAUACUUAUAUGGUCUGACUAUCCAAGAUCUGGAGGAUCUUCUGGAGGACAUCAAAGUGUACUUGGAGCUGGAGGAGGGCAAGAAUGCCGACUACUGGCGUGACAUCAUCACGGUCACUCAGGACGAGCUGGCCAAGCUACGGAAACUGGACGCAAACAGCAGAGAUUUUAUUGCUGAACGACGCGAUGGGAUCAAUAAUGCAGUCAACUCCGAGAUCGGUGACAUAUUCAAAGGAAAAACUACAAAUCAGCUGAAGCUCUUGGAGAAACAAAUUAAAGACAAACUGAGUGGUGGUGAAGGCAUUGAUGUGGGGUACUGGGAGUCUCUGCUUCAGCAGCUGAAGGCACACAAAGCCCGCACCAGACUUCGAGAGAGACAUCAGGAUGUGCUGCGGCAAAAACUGUUCAAACUAAAGAGAGAGCAAGGCAUUGAAUCUGGGCCUCUGUUCCCUGUUGUUCAAGAAGAAGGUACGGAAGGUUCUCCAUCUGUUCGGUCGCAGCCAUCCUCUCCGCAAGUCAAAGCAGAAGUGGGCUCCCCACGACCACCACAUUCACCUAAGCCUCAGACUUCCACUGCUCCUGACAGUGAAGAGGAUGUUGCUGAGAAAGAGACAGAAGACAAAGACAAUAAGGAGGGAGAGGAGGAAGUGGAGGAGGAGGAGGAGGAGGCAGAAGCUAUGACAGAAGAAGAUCUUCAGGAGCUGGAAUAUGUCAAGGGCGGUUACUCUCCUCGACUGAUGAGAGCUGAAGAUCUCACACUAGACGCUGUCAUCUAUGAUGAGGCAGACGACUCAAAGAAACUCGAGCUUGCCCGUAAACAGGUGUAUGCCACAGGCCGUGUCAGGACUGAUGGUGAGACGGAGUUUGAGAAGAAGGCUAGGGAAGGAAUGGACAUGGAUGAGGCUCAGUUCAGUGUGGAGGUCAAUCUGGAGCAGCAGGCCUUCAUGUGGUCAGACAAGUACCGGCCUCGCAAACCUCGCUUUUUCAACAGAGUGCACACGGGUUUUGAGUGGAACAAGUACAAUCAGACUCACUACGAUAUAGACAACCCCCCUCCAAAGAUUGUGCAAGGUUACAAGUUCAAUAUUUUCUACCCAGACCUGAUAGACAAAGCAAAUACGCCAGAAUACUUCGUCACACCCAUGGACGGUAGCAAAGACUUUGCUCUGUUGAGGUUCCAUGCCGGACCACCGUAUGAAGACAUCGCCUUCAAGAUUGUGAACAGAGAAUGGGAGUACUCUUACAAGCGAGGAUUCCGGUGCCAGUUCCACAACAACAUUUUCCAGCUCUGGUUCCACUUCAAACGCUACAGAUACAGAAGAUAGUAUUUUUCAUCCCGCAGUACUCCUCUGGUUGGUUGACAACAUUCACGCCAGAUGUCUUGCACUUGUAAUUAUAAUAAAGCUUGAUUGAAUCCUUGAAACAAAA